This is a messenger RNA of Humulus lupulus (European hop), 3555 nucleotides long. RefSeq lists its product as uncharacterized. NCBI's taxonomy places the organism in Eukaryota, Viridiplantae, Streptophyta, Magnoliopsida, Rosales, Cannabaceae. Bases 481 to 3078 code for a protein of 865 amino acids. The transcript is spliced from 8 exons. The record is from RefSeq and is a predicted model, not a curated record.
UAAUAGGGUGGUCUUCUCUUUCUCUGUUUCUCUCUCUCUCUCUCUCUGAGAAUGUUAAUUUAUAAAUUCUGAGAAAAUCAUUCGCUUCGCUCUGAUCUCUCUUCCUUCGACCGUUCUUAUUCCUCUUUCACUCACAUUUCUUUUUCUUUCCAAGAAACUAGGGUUUCUCUACGCAGAAACUCAUAUGACUGAGUCAUAGAGAAACACACACACAGAUAUAUAUUAUGUAUGUAUGUGUAUAUUUUGUGUAUAUACACAGAUAGAGAAACUGUAGGGAAAAGAAAGAACAGAAACUUCCGAGGGUUGCGUGCUUGUUGUUAAAGAUUGUAAAAUGGUGGUUUAGACGCAUUUAAUUAUUAUUUUCUUAUUUUUUGUGGGUUGGGGAUGGAGGUGUAGCUGUGACUUGGGGAAUUGAAUUUUAGGGGUUGAAAAGCUGGGUUUGGGCGUGUGGUUUCAAGGGAGUUGAUUGGGUUAAAGGGAAUGGCGGAUUUUGAACCGCUACAACAGAAGCCGGAAUCUACUGAUGCCUGCUCUGACUUUGAGCGUGGAUUUGAAGAAUUGAUGAUGCGUGGGCAUUUGGAUGAUUGUAUGUCAUUCGCGUCUUGUAGUUCAACGCGCAAUCCUGACGAUGAGGAUGACGAAGGUGAUCAGCUUGUGCGAAGGAGACGAAGGUCUGAUUUGGAGGGUGAUGAUUUGGCUGAGUCAUCAGCAGCACGGCGUCGCCACUCCCGGAUUUUGAGCCGGUGGGCUGCUAGGCAGGCACAAGAGAUGAUUACCACUAUUGAGAGGAGAAACCGUGAGACGGAAUUGAUGGCGCUGGCCGGCCUGCACACUGUUUCGAUGCUUGAUUCUUCUUUUUUGAGUGAAUCACAGUCACCGACUUCGGGGCAGCAGGGGGCUGUGGAGAGGCCGAGCACUCAGGCGUCCACAAUUUUGCAAAUGUGGAGGGAGUUGGAGGAUGAACAUGUGCUGAACCGGGCACGGGAAAGGCUGAGGCAGCAGAGGAGUGUCGAGUCUACCACCACCAAUGGCUCGAGCACAAACAUGUCAGAUACCAGGGAGAGUGUGAAUCGGGGGAGUUUAGAGGAUGCAAGCGAGAGUGAGAAUGACUAUGGCCCUUGGCCACACGAACAGAUGGGUUCACAGAAUCAACGUGGGGAUAACAAUGGGUCUAGUCGGGAGCAAUCUCCUGAUCUUGGUGAUGUCGAGAGGGAGAGAGUGAGGCAGAUUGUGCGAGGGUGGAUGGAAAGUGGCAUUAGUGAGCAUUCUGCAAGUGUUGGCCAAAGAAACAAUAGUCACAGAGCUGAGUGGCUUGGUGAAACUGAGCGUGAAAGGGUGAGAAUUGUUAGGGAGUGGGUGCAAAUGACAAGUCAGCAAAGAGGAGCACGUGGUAGCCGGAGAGAAAAUCAAGUCAGUGGGUCUGGUGCUCAAGUUGGUCAAGCCCGUGAUGGCUUGGUUUCUGAACAAGAUGAAGGCCAGCCAGAGCAUGUUCGGAGGGACAUGUUAAGGCUGCGAGGAAGACAAGCUCUGAUUGAUUUGCUUGUUAGGAUUGAGAGGGAAAGACAGAGAGAGCUUCAGGGUCUAUUGGAGCAUCGUGCUGUCUCUGAUUUUGCUCAUCGAAAUCGAAUUCAGUCAUUAUUAAGAGGUAGAUUUUUGAGAAAUGAAAGACCUGUUGAAGAAGAAAGACCGCCUUCAAUGGCAGCGAGUGAGUUAGUUCAGUUGAGACAGCGGCACACUGUUUCUGGUUUAAGGGAAGGGUUUCGCUCGAGAUUAGAGACUAUAGUUCGUGGACAAGCUGGCAACCAGUCUGAUUCCACAGCUAAUAAUGAUAUUGAUGAUUCUAGAAAUGACCUGACUCGAACAAAUGCUCCACGGGAUGUCCAACAUGAAAAUCUUGAACAGUUUCAGUCUACAAGUCAGGAAGGUGAUAUCAGCCGUUUGUCUGAUCAAAUGGGAAAUUCAGAGAGCAACACAGCUGUCGAGGGUAUUAAUUUACAGGAAACUGCGAAUCAAACAGCCAAUUGGCAAGUGCCAAUCCCAGAAGUUGGGAGAGCGAAUUGGCCACAAACAGCCUUUGGCCAGUUUAAUGAAUGGAGAGAUGGAAACACUGAAGAUAUGGAUGGAAAUUGGCGUGACAAUUCAGUCACUAAUUGGCCUGAGGAGACUCCGAGGAAUCCUGAUAGAGAAGAGAGCCUCGCACAGGAGCCCCAAGGGGUUUGGCAAAGGGAUGGCACCCGGGAUGGUGGUGGAAGCUGGCCAGAAGGGCCUUCUGGUCCUCUGAGAAAUCGUCGCUCUGUUCCAAUUAGAAGAUUAAACAGAUUUCAUCCGCCUGAUGAUGACAAUGUGUACAGUAUGGAGCUCAGGGAACUUUUGAGCAGGAGGAGUGUUUCUAAUCUUCUUCGUAGUGGUUUUCGGGAAAGUCUGGACCAACUGAUACAAUCAUAUGUGGAAAGGCAAAGUCGUGCACCCAUUGACUGGGAUUUGCAUAGAAAUUUGCCGCCAUCAACUCCUACUUCACCUGAACAGGAUCAGGAGCAACAAAGGGAUGAGCAAAAUGAAGAUCAACAUGGUGCCAUCAACAGACCUGCCCUUGUGCUACCUUCUCCGCCAGUACCCCCCCCACAGCCACUUUGGCAUCAGGACUUACAUCACACCGGUUGGAAUCGACAUAGCAUGCACCGCUCAGAAAUUGAAUGGGAGAUGAUUAAUGAUCUGAGAGCAGACAUGGCUAGACUUCAACAAGGUAUGAGCCACAUGCAGAGGAUGUUGGAGGCCUGCAUGGAUAUGCAGCUGGAGUUGCAGCGUUCUGUCAGACAGGAAGUCUCUGCAGCACUGAAUCGAUCAGCUGGUGAAAAAGGGUUGGGUCCUGAGACAUCAGAGGAUGGAAUUAGAUGGGGUCAUGUGAGGAAAGGAACUUGCUGUGUUUGUUGCGACAGCCAAAUUGAUUCUCUUUUGUAUAGAUGCGGGCACAUGUGCACUUGCUUAAAAUGUGCAAAUGAGUUGGUUCGUGGUGGAGGGAAGUGUCCAUUGUGUCGAGCGCCGAUCGUCGAGGUGAUCCGAGCUUAUUCCAUACUGUAAAAAGAACAGUCAAAUGAAAAGAAAAAAGGAAAACAGAAAGAAGAAUAUAAUAAGUGAAGAAAUAGGAUUGAGUGGUAACCGUUUAGAGAGAGAACCAGUGCUUGUUCCUUUCAUACAAGGGAAGCCUCUGUGUGAUUCUCACCUGUAGAGUGUUGAGUAGUUGCCUCUGUUUUUCUGAUUAUAUAUGAACACAUCGAUGCAUUGUAUAAUUGGAAUAACAAAUGGCAUUGUUGAUUCAUCAUUCUUGCGUAAAUAAAAUGUCUGAAAAAAAAAAUUCUUUUGUAACUUAUCUCCUCUGGUCUAAUUGUUUUUUAGUUUUUUUAUUGGGUGAUACUCUGCUACAAGUAAUUGAAAUUUUGCUCCACUAGGAAGUGUUACGAGAGAGCUCUAUGCAGAUGUGUCGGUGUAUGACAAACAAUAAUUAUCAUUGUGUAAAUUAUUGCUUCUCCCUAUUAGUUUCCUAUUACCUAAUUUGUU